This is a messenger RNA of Ambispora leptoticha, 1755 nucleotides long. The record is from the annotation of a GenBank genome assembly. Lineage: Eukaryota; Fungi; Glomeromycota; Glomeromycetes; Archaeosporales; Ambisporaceae.
UUUUUUGAAGAAGAGUACUGGUGCAUGCACAUGCAUUUCAAUGAGAUUAAUGACAAUGUAAAAAAAAUAACCAGAAACCACGAGAUAGAUAAAUUUAUAUGGAAAGCACAGCAACGUAAUAAAGAUUUGAAAUGGAUUAAUCUUAGAGAAUUCUUCGACACAAAGUGUUCAGCGAAAGGAGGAUUUGAAGCAGUUUUUUCAGGAAAAUGGAAAAAUGACUUGAUAAUACAAGCUUUACCGACCGACAUAUUUAAUGUAAAUUUUCCCAUCCAAAACACCAUGAUUGCUUUAAAAUCCUUGGAGAAUUCGAAAAUUUGCUCUAUUUGCAACGAAAAAGGAUUCAUUGGAUAUCAAUGCUUGAAGGAUGGAUGUAAAAAUCUAAAAAGAAACGUUGAUUUUUCCUGCUUGUUAUGCAUCUCGACAAAUAUUCGUUUGAAAACUAUCUUGUGCAAAACUUGCAAUCCAACUGGUAUUGGCCUUUGUGUUGAAUGCUUUGGUGAUGAGUUUUUUGAAGAAGAGUACUGGUGCAUGCACAUGCAUUUCAAUGAGAUUAAUGACGAUGUAAAAAAAAUAACCAGAAACCACGAGAUAGAUAAAUUCAUAUGGAAAGAAAAGCAACGUAAUAAAGAUUUGAAAUGGAUUAAUCUUAGAGAAUUCUUCGAGGAUUAUAUAAAACAUCCUAUCAUAAACACUAAGUUCGCUUUAAAAGACUUGGAAAACUCGAAAAUUUGCUCUAUUUGCAAUGCAAAAGGAUUUAUUGGGUAUCAAUGCUUGAAGGAUGGAUGUAAAAAUCUAAAAAGAAACGUUGAUUUUUCCUGCUUGUCAUGCAUCUCGACAAAUAUUCGUUUGAAAAGUAUCUUGUGCAAAACUUGCAAUCCAACUGGCAUUGGCCUUUGUCUUGAAUGUUAUGGAGGUGAAGAGAAGUAUUGGUGUAUACAUUUGGAUUUCAAAGGAAUUAACGAAGACUUAGAAAAAAGAACCGGAAAUUACGAGAUGGAUAAAUUCAUCUGGGAAACAAAUCAAAAGGUCAAGGAUUUGGAAUGGAUUGAUUUUAAUGACUUUUUUGAUAUCAAAUAUUUGGCAAAAGGAGGAUUUGCGACUGUAUAUUCAGCAAAUUGGAGAUCAGGUCGAGACUCACAAGUUGCUUUAAAAUGCUUAGAAAAUUCGAAAAAUUUCUCAAAAGAAUUUCUUAACGAACUUUAUGCUUACUAUGAAUGCAUUGGAAAAAGUGAAAAAGGAAUAACAUGUUACGGUAUUUCAUUUUAUCCAGAAAAGAAUCAAUUAGUUUUAGUAUUAAAGUAUGCAGAAAAAGGCAAUAUUCGACAAUAUUUACAAAACGAACGCCAGAAUUUAAAUUGGUAUCGUCGAGUACAACUUUUAGAAGGCAUAAUUGAAAAUUUAAAGCUGAUUCACUCAAAAAAUUACAUUCAUCGUGAUAUUCAUAGCGGAAAUGUGCUUAAAGGGAGACUAGUUCUCCAAAGUUAUAUAACUGAUCUUGGAUUAUCGCGGCCUGUUGAAGAGGAUGAUAUUGAUGAAAAUGAAAGAGAUCGAAGUCGGCUUAAUCAUGAUAGUUUAAGGCAAGAAAUUUAUCCAGGAGUGGACGCAAGCAUAUCUCACUAUGUCUCGACUGUACACAGUUGCGAUACACUAAGAACAGAAGUCCAUCCGGGUGCCAUUUAUACAAGCAGAUUUAUUAGCUAUGCCAUAACCGAUCAAAGUAAUGCCUCAUUUGUGUCUGGAAGCAAUCGUAUCUAA